Molecule: messenger RNA, 2200 nt
Organism: Tupaia belangeri chinensis (Chinese tree shrew)
Lineage: Eukaryota; Metazoa; Chordata; Mammalia; Scandentia; Tupaiidae
Gene: F11
Product: coagulation factor XI
Exons: 15
Coding region: 99-1994 (631 amino acids)
Biological process (GO): proteolysis
Cellular component (GO): extracellular region
Molecular function (GO): serine-type endopeptidase activity; protein binding
Source: RefSeq, a predicted model, not a curated record
CCCACACAAGCUCAUUUAGGGGAGGAUGAAGAUCGUUUUGAAAGAAGAAAAACACCCUUAUUAAGAAUUGCAGCAAAAAAGCAAACAAUAUUUUCAGGAUGAUUUUAUCAUAUCACAUGGUACAUUUCAUUUUAUUUGCCUCAGUUUCUGGUGGCUGUGUGACCAAGCUGCUCGGAGAUACUCACUUUCAGGGAGGAGACCUUACUACUGUUUUUGCACCAAGUGCUGAGCACUGCCAAGUGGUCUGCACCUACCACCCCAGAUGUCUGCUCUUCACUUUCAUGGCUGAACCAUCUGCAGAUCCUGCCAAAUGGUUUUCCUGCAUCCUGAAAGACAGUGUUACAGCAACCUUGCCAAGAGUGAAUAUGACAGGAGCGAUUUCAGGGUAUUCUUUCAAGCAAUGCCCACACCAGAUAAGUGCCUGCAACCAAGAUGUGUAUGUGGACCUGGACAUGAAAGGCAUGAACUACAAUGGCUCUGUGGCCAGGGAUGCUCGGGAGUGCCAAGAGAGAUGUACAAAUGACAUCCACUGUCACUUUUUCACAUUCGCGACAAGGCAGUUUUUCAGUGCGGAGCAUCGUAACAUUUGUCUUUUGAAGUACAGCCACACAGGGAUGCCAACAAGAAUAACGAAGCUCCGUAACGUGGUGUCUGGAUUUUCACUGAAAUCUUGUGCACUUUCUAACCUGGCUUGCAUCAGGGACGUGUUCUCCGACACAGUGUUCGCAGACAACACCAUCGACAGUGUCGUGGCUCCUGACGCUUUCGUCUGCCGCCGCCUCUGUACUCAUCACCCCAACUGUUUGUUCUUCACCUUCCUUCCCCAAGAAUGGUCAAAAGAAUCUCAACGAAAUCUUUGUCUUCUUAAGACAUCUCAGAGUGGAUUGCCAAGCACCCGCAUUCAGAAGAACAAAGCUCUUUCCGGUUUCAGCCUGCAGAACUGCAGGCACAGCGUUCCAGUGUUCUGUCACUCUUCAUUUUACCGUGACACCGACUUCUUGGGAGAAGAACUGGACAUCGUGGAUGUGCAAGGCCAUGAAGCCUGCCAGCAAAAGUGCACAGAUGCCGUCCGCUGUCAGUUUUUCACCUUCUACCCGUGUGGAGAACACUGCAGCGAAAGGAAGGGCAAAUGUCACCUAAAACUUUCUUCAAAUGGGUCUCCAACCAAAAUACUUCAUGGGAGAGGAGGCAUCUCUGGAUACACAUUAAGGUUAUGUAAGAUGGAUAAUGCAUGUACAACCAAAAUCAAGCCCAGAAUUGUUGGAGGAAAUGCAUCUGUUCCUGGAGAGUGGCCAUGGCAGAUAACUUUGCAUGCCAAGUCAUCCACCUGGGGACACCUGUGUGGAGGCUCCAUCAUUGGAAACCAGUGGAUAGUAACAGCUGCUCAUUGUUUCUAUGGGGUGAAGUCACCUAAAAUUUUGCGUGUCUAUGGUGGCAUUUUAAAUCAAUCUGAAAUAAAAGAGGAUACACCUUUCUUUGAGGUUCAAGAAAUAAUCAUUCAUGAUCGAUAUGAAUCGGCAGAAAGUGGGUUUGAUAUUGCCUUGCUGAAACUCAAAACACCAAUGAAUUAUACAGAUUCUCAACGACCCAUAUGCCUACCCUCCAAAGGAGAUAAAAAUGUCAUAUACAGUGACUGCUGGGUGACUGGAUGGGGGUACAGAAAAUUAAAAGACACAAUACAAGAUACUCUUCAGAAAGUCAAGAUACCUUUGGUGUCCAGUGAAGAAUGCCAGGCCAGAUACAGAAGUCAUAAAAUUACCAGUAAGAUGCUCUGUGCAGGCUACCAGGAAGGAGGGCGGGACGCCUGUAAGGGAGACUCAGGGGGCCCCCUGUCCUGUAAACACAACGAGGUCUGGCAUUUGGUGGGCAUCACAAGUUGGGGCGAAGGCUGUGCUCAAAGGGAGAGACCAGGCGUGUACACCAAUGUGGUCGAGUACGUGGACUGGAUUUUAGAGAAGACUCAAUCAGAGAGGAAGCGCCCACCUGCCGUCUGACCCCUGAAGGGCACACUGGACUGUUUCUGGGAAGACGGUUUUGAUUUCGCUGAAGGUGACCCUGCGCCUUCCACUUCCUUCCCAGCAAUACGUGGCAGGGGCGUGGCUUUUGUAAGCAAAACACCCAAAGAAAACCAAUUGUCAUUGCAAGACCCCCAUUCUGUGAGAACCCUAGUUUAUUUUCAGCCUCUAGUCUCUUGCUUUUG